Molecule: messenger RNA, 1620 nt
Organism: Danio rerio (zebrafish)
Lineage: Eukaryota; Metazoa; Chordata; Actinopteri; Cypriniformes; Danionidae
Gene: ak5l
Product: adenylate kinase 5, like
Molecular function (GO): nucleobase-containing compound kinase activity; ATP binding
Source: RefSeq, marked provisional
GAUUAUUCGUGAUUACGCGUGGCUGAGGGUCACUUUGAACUCGGCAUUCAUGAGCGUGACUAACAACUGUUGAAUAGAAACAUCGCCUGGAGGUCAUCGGCGUCAAAACAGCGGAGAAACAAGCCAAUGUGAUGGUGUACGACAGCAGCUGCUCUGAGGGUGAAACGCAACAGUUGAGCGCGCACACACACACGCACACGCACACGCACACACAGCUGCUGCUCCACUGACUUACAAACACUGCUCUGGACUGGAGAAGCCAAAAGAAUGAACACAAACGACGCCAAGGAUUACCUCUCCAAACGACAGAUCCCACACCUUUUUGAGAGCAUGUUAACAGGACUGAUGUACCACAAACCCGAGGACCCUUUAGCAUUCUUGGAGAUUUGCCUGCAGAAAACACGAGACCUCGGGGGUCCUGAAUGUGUGGUCUGGGAUACUUUCAUUACACCUGAUCGAAAACCUCUUCCGCCAAUCACUCCGGCACAGGGGAAGAAAGCUCCCUGCAAACUCGAUGGUGGUCCUGGUCCUGGACCCGGGCCUUACCGCCGAUAUGACCGACUGCCUCCAAUCCAGGCUCAGUUCUCCAUCGAAAGUGACUCAGACAUGACUGAGUCCUCCGGGCUCAUACAGGAGUACGACGUCUUUGACCCUUCGAAACCACGACCGCACAUCAUCUUCAUUAUAGGUGGACCAGGCAGUGGGAAGGGCACUCAGACAGCUAAAAUCGCACUGCGCUAUGAUUUCGAGCAUGUGUCUGUUGGGGAGAUUUUAAGGAAUCAGUUGCUUCAUCAUGCGCCCAGUGACCGGAAAUGGGAGCUGAUUGCCCAAAUCAUUGCCAAUGGAGAACUGGCACCUCAGGAGACGACUAUUGAAGAGCUAAAACAACAGUUCAUCAAGAAACAGGAUGCUAAAGGAUUCAUUGUGGAUGGUUUUCCUAGAGAGAUCUCACAGGCGUUCACUUUUGAGGAGCAGAUUGGGUCUCCAGACUUGGUGAUUUUGCUGGCCUGCUCCAAUCAGCAGCUUCGGCAGCGUUUAGAGAAAAGAGCAUCUCAGCAGGGCCGUCCUGACGACAAUUCUCAUGCUAUUGAGAAGAGACUGGACACUUUCAAACACAAUAUCAAUCUCAUAGCCAAGUACUAUCAGGAGAGAGGACUUAUUGUACGGGUCGAUGCCGAUCGAGAAGAGGAUGACAUUUUCACGGACAUUAGUGCCAUCGUGAAGGAGAGAUUGUUCCCUAGCAGCACAAAUGCAAGCGGCACUGAGGAUCUUUAGAUGGACGUGUUAACAUCCAAACCAAUGGCUGCUGCCGUUAAAAUCAACAUGAUUUCAAAUCAGCCUGCCAAAUGUGUUUUCUUCAUACAUAAACUUCAGGGUCAAAGUCGAGGACCAAGGACACAGGGUGAAGGAAAUGUACAUCAUUUAAACUUACGUUGUUGCCUAUAUUUGUAUUGCACUGUGAAUUUUCUCUGUAAAACUUUUCAAGUAAUUUAAUAUAAUUUUAAUAACUUUUUUUUCCCCAAAAUGAGCUGUUUCUGAAUUUGAAUGUCAUUCCACUUUAUUGUUGUUUCACUUUAUUCAUGUAUAUUUGGAGCUCAAGCCAGAAAUAGUGCAAAAAAA